AUGGCCUCGCCAUUGUCGCCUCUCCAGCACGCGACGCUCAACAACGACAACAUUCCUAACCAGCCAACACCCGCGUUUGACGAUUACGACGUCGUCCACGUCUCCUCCGUGACCACGACACACAUUCUCGCCGACAAGGCCACGACCGCGUCAUCCACCAACCAGCUCCCUCCCUUUGUCUUUCCCUCCCCGACCAAAGACAUUGUCAACAACACCGACGUCGACUUCGACAUGGCCACCAUGGACACGUCGGCGAACAGCUCGCCGUUUAUGAACUCGGUCAUCCACACCGAGCCCGCACACCACGACAACAGCCAACACAACAGCAGCAGCCAAGAGAACGUGUCGCCGCACCCGAACUCCAACUCGAGCCCCAGUCACAACAGCAUGCACAACAACAACAACAUCAACAACAACACGAAGCCCGUCCCACCGCCCGUCAUUACAUCCACAGCACCGCCGCCCACAAUGUCAGGUCGGCAAGGCCGGCCCGGCUCGCGCAUUAUGUCGGGCAGCGAGUUGUCGCCCCUUAAGAUUCUCCAGGGGCGCGUUGCCGUCGGGCCCCCCUCGUCGUCUGCCACCAGCACCGCAACCAUGGGCAGCCCUGCCUCGCCCGACAGUGGCGCCGAAAGCCGUCGCGACACUGCUGACGACCAGGCCUCCUCGGCCGCCUCUUCGCCGCCCCCGACCUAUCCGCCGUCCUCGCGUAGAAUGUCGUCGUCCUCCAACCAGAUGCUGCCUCCCGCACUCCCCCUAGGCCGCACACCGCGCAAGUUCACUGGCCCCGAGAAGCGGUUCCCUGUUAAGAUCAGCGUGCCUCCUGUGGCCUCGGCUGCCGUAUCGGUUGGGUCGGUCGCGUCGUCGGGCACUGCCUCGCCCGUCGGUCCUAGAUCGCCCAUGCAACAGCCGGCCCAACUAGCCCAGCUAGCCCAUCAUGCCCCGCAACCCGUCGCCUCGCAGCUGAGCCAGCCGGCGCCGGAGUCGCCGUCGCAGCCGGGCCAGGCCAUGUUUGCCAGCAUCCAACAGCAACAGAAGUCGCUGCACGGCCGCCAGAUGAGUCUCGAUGAGGCUAUCCAGCUGAACGAGGGCCUCAAGCAAGCCAUUGAGAUCUUUGAAGACGAGACGAGCGUCAUUGAAAACGAUGCGGCAAGUAGCAGCCACGGAAGCGGGCACAGCGAGGAUGGAAACACACAAAAGCAGCGCACACCGCACCCGCCGCAGAGACGGCGGGACAGCUUUGCCAACACCAGCAGCCCGCGGAACUCACCGGCUCCUGAAGAGGGUGGUGUGGCCGGUAUGGACGACACCAUGGCCAGCACAUUCAGCACCUUCUCGGCCGUUCCCAACGCGGCGAUGAUGUCCCGUCUCAGCCGUGGCAACAGCACCCACGGAAGCAACAGCCCCAGCAAGCCGCCGCCUCCGCAUAACGGUUUCGGCCACCACACGGCGGCGCGGUCAAGGUCCGGGUCCAUGUCUGGCCCCAGUGGACCAACGUCGUCUGUCGCGCGCACACCUCGCGCCAACGGCACCACCAACGGCACUGGUCACGGCACCGCCAACCAUGGCGGUCCUGCCCCGAACCGCAACGGACACUACGAGCCCGGAAACACGGCGAGCCUGCUGAUGGACUUUACCGAGCAGCUCCGCAUGGCACAUAACGCACAGCUGUCGCCCUCCAAGGAACGCUUCGGUCCUCAGCUUACUGCGAACGGCACGGGCGCCACCGACCAUGCCAGCGCGACUUCUGCGACGCCGCAGCGCAAGAGCCUGGUCAACCUCCUCGACUUUGAGAUCCCGCCCAUGCCAACGCCGCGCAGCAUCCCGACCGUCACGCCACGCGAACUGGAGAGCCUCAAGUCCAACUUCUUGUCUGAAAUCAGCAGCCUCAAGGCGACUCUUAGUGGCAAGGAGGCCGAGGUGCUGGCCCUCAAGACUGCCGUGGGCGACGCCGAGAAGCGCGUCGGCGAGUGUAUGGAGCAGCUGCGCGAGGAGCGCGGCGCGCGUGACCUGCUGUCCGAGGAGAAGGGCCAGUGGGAGCGCCGCGGCCGUGAGAUGGAGGAGGUGCUGCGUAAAGUCAAGGGCGAGAUUGUCAUGGGUCACCGCGACCGCGAUGAGCUCGAGGCCAAGCUCGACGAGUCCGACAAGCGCCGCGAAGCCGCUGAGAUGAUGGCUCAGGAGGCCGAAACCAAGAUGGCAGCGAUGCGCGCAGGACGGGCGACCGGCAGCCCUGGCGGCUCAACUUCGUCGGCGGCUGGGUCUGGUGGCUCGGGCACCGUGCAGCGUGAAGUGGAGAUUGCAGUCGAGCGUGUCGCGCGUGAGCUGCACGUGGCCUACAAGGCCAAGCACGAGGCCAAGGUGGCGGCGCUCAAGAAGAGCUACGAGGCGCGCUGGGAGAAGCGGGUGCACGAGCUCGAGACGGUCGCCGAGGCGCUGGCGCAGGAGAACGACAAGCUGCGCAUCGGCCGCGACGCCACACUAUCCAAGGUGGUGCCUGGCGAAGAGGAGCGCCGCGCCGAGGAAGAGCGGCGUGAGCGCGAGGCGCGCGACGCGACGCAGAUCAAGGAGUUGGGCGCCGAGGUCAACAAGCUCGAGGCGGUCCUGCGCUCGGUCAAGGCUGACAACGCCGAACUGCGCACGCUGCUGGAGCAGGAGCGCGUCGAAAAGGGCGAGCUCGUCAGCCUGGCGGAGGAGAUGAUGUCCAUGCAGCAGAGCUUUAUUGCCUCGUCGUCCGCCGCACCGCCGGCGCCCGCGGCGGCGGCCACGCCUGCUACGGCCAGACGGCAGUCAACCGUCGCCAGCUCGGGCUACGGCCAGUCCAUGUCACCUCGCAAGCCCAAGACGCCCGCCCCUGCCAGCCGGACAUCCAUGUCGGGUAUCAGCCGACCGCCGAGCAGCACCGGCCACCGCAACAGCAUGGCCAUGGACGGCGCCGCCUCGAACAUCGCCUCGAACAUUGCCUCGACUGCUACGACGCCCGCCCGCACGCGCCCCAUGAGCAUGCACGGUACCGGCGGUCGCGUGUCGGGCCUCAAGCCGCCCAGCAGCUCGACCAUGUCGACGGGCGGUGUGCCGAGCCGGAUUGGUCGGAUCGGCCAUGAUCGGAAAAUGAGCGGUUCGGCGGGCAGCCUACCGCGGCCUCCAAGCGGUCUGGGAACGCGAAGUGGUCUGAUGAGUUCGAUUGAGAAGAUGGGCAACCGCGGACGGGAGUAA
Messenger RNA from Sporothrix schenckii 1099-18, 3210 nucleotides. RefSeq lists its product as uncharacterized. Gene Ontology annotation, biological process: cell population proliferation; mitotic spindle organization. The record is from RefSeq and is a predicted model, not a curated record. Bases 1 to 3210 code for a protein of 1069 amino acids. Gene Ontology annotation, cellular component: cytoplasm. The transcript has a single exon. NCBI's taxonomy places the organism in Eukaryota, Fungi, Ascomycota, Sordariomycetes, Ophiostomatales, Ophiostomataceae.